AUGAGCGAGGAUUGGGUCAGGAUACCGCUGAAUUGCGAGGGAACCGAAAGCGUUUCCGCGGGCGCUGAGCUCGUCGAGCUGACCGUGGAGAGAGAGGUGAAUGAGUCGGAGGCGCUGCUAACGAUGCUCGAAGGGAAGGUUAUCACGACCGAGGACGAUGCGCUUUGGAAACGGCUACUAGAUGCGGAUGAGCUGCCGGACAAGGAGGUUCUGGAUGAAGCAGCUGACGAGACGCCGGAAAUGGUUGCGGUCACAGACCCGUUCACCGAAGAGGUGAUCGCACUAGAUGCACUAGAUGACGUUCCGGUGGCAGAUGUGCUCCCGGAUGAGGUAUUACCCGACGCAACAGAUGCACUAGACGAUGUUCCGGCGGCAGAUAUACUCCCUGACGAGGUGUUGCCCGACGCAGAGGUUAUCACACCAGACGCACUAGAGGCGAUACCGGACGUCACUCCGGACACUGAGGAUGAAACACCAGAGGGUAACGACGUGACGGUGCCAGAAACGGUAGUGCUGGUCCCCGUGCCUGAGAGAAUGGAGGACAGGAUCGACGAAAGUCCGCUAGUGGGCAAACUGAUACUUGGAAGGGAAAUCCCCGUGAAUGAGACACUAGACGCAGUAGCCGAACCAGAGCUGUCAACGCUCGUUAGGGAGCCGCUCACUGAGGUGGGCUGCGCCGCCGCCGAAGCCGGGUUAGACGUCGGUGCACUGGCGCCGCUCGAUAAUACAGAGCUUGGGAAGAGUGGGAUCGACAAGGUAGAGCUUGGUAAGAUUGGCGGAAUCGACAGGAUAGAACUUGGUAAGAUUGGCGGAAUCGACAGGAUAGAACUUGGUAAGAUUGACGGAAUCAACGUCGGGAUAAUCGAGCUGAGAGCGAUCGAUGUUGGGAUGAUGGGGGGUAUCGACAACGGAUUCGAAGGCGAAAGCGUAGCUGUAUCAGUCGCGGAGGUCGGAGUUCCGCUCGAUGCUUCACUCGGGGAGCUCGCAGAUAUGCCAUCUGCGGAGGUCGGGAUACCACUCGGAGUGUCGACGGCGGAGCUCGUGGAUGCAUCCGUAGGCGUUGACGAAGGUGCCCCUGUGGGUACGCUCGACACGUCGGUCGGAGAAGACGUCGGGGGCGGGGUGUUAACGGCACUGGUGAUCGCAGACGCUGCGCUGGUGACGAUAGAACCGACAUCAGAAGUAACAGUCGAAACAAUCGAGCCGACAUCAGAAGUCAAUGUUGACGCGGCCUGGCCAACAUCAGAUGUAACUGCGCUAACCACGGAGCUCAAAUCUGAAGUGACUCCCCCCACGACCGAGGUUAGGCCACCAACAAUGCUCGUCAGGGGGUUUGCGGGUGGGGUUGUGGUUGCUGCUGGGACGGAUGAGUCUGUCGGUGUAGAUGACGCGGUAUCCGUGGGAGAAGGUGCGGGCGACGUAGGCGUGUCCGUGGGCAAAGGUGACACAACAGAGCUGUCCGUAGGCGUAGCAGUAUCCGUAGGCGACGGAGCAGUACUGUCCGCGGGAGACGAAGCAGCGCUGACCGUAGAGGGCGAAGUGGAGCUAUCUGUGGGCGGCGAAGCGGAACUGUCCGUAACUGACGAAGCAGCAGUAUCUGUGGGUGAGGACGUCGCUGCACUACUAUCGGUCGUGGAUGGGGUGCUCGGCGCAGGCGUCGAAGUGAGGUCUCCAAGAGCAGAAGUAACACCGCCGACAACGGAUGUCAGGCCGUUACCGAGGCCACUGCCCAGCGAGGACAGACCGUUCCCGAUGCCGGAAAGAGGAUCCGAAGGUGGUGUCGCGGUGACAGGAGGCGCGGUAGACGAUAUGUUGUCCGUACCAGACGCAGCUGGGCUAUCCGUUGUAGUUGCUGAGUCCGAGGAUACAGUCGAAGUCGCACUGUCCGAAGAUACAGCCGAAGUCGCACUAUCCGAUGGUGUGGGCGAUGCAGAUCCACUGGAUGCAGCAGACGCGUCUGAGGGAGACGCGGAGUCCGUGGCGGUCGCGCUGGGACUCGCAGAGUCAGUCGGCGUCGCAGACGUGGACACAGAAUCUGUGCUCGGCGCAGAUACGGAAUCCGUGCUCGACGCGGUCGAAGGGCUGGUAUCGGUCAACGUAGCGGAACCCGAGCCGGUGGCAGAUGCGGAGUUGGUGGCGGAUACGGAGUCGAUGGCAGAUACGGAGUCCGUGGGGAUCACGGCAGAAUUCAGAGACGUGGAACUUGCGGGGACCAAUGCAGUCGUGCCCAAACCCAGUGAAUCGCCCAAACCUUGCAGUCCUUGA
Molecule: messenger RNA, 2265 nt
Organism: Phanerochaete carnosa HHB-10118-sp
Lineage: Eukaryota; Fungi; Basidiomycota; Agaricomycetes; Polyporales; Phanerochaetaceae
Exons: 1
Coding region: 1-2265 (754 amino acids)
Source: RefSeq, a predicted model, not a curated record